AUGACAAACCUACACAGCCAUGAAGACCCAGCCCGCCAACCCAGCGAGUUCGAGAUCCGCCGUGCUGAACUCGUUGGGCAGAUCGGAGACAUAGGAAACGAGUUCAGUCAGGUUGAAGGGCUUUGGAGUCAGUUUGAGGAUGUGAUGGGUAGUGGUAGCAACAACCAAGCAGGAGAGGAAGAUAGAUCAGGAGAGCGCAGUGAUCGUCGUAACGGCGAUGCUGAGAGGUCUGCUAAGGGAUGA
Molecule: messenger RNA, 243 nt
Organism: Lithohypha guttulata
Lineage: Eukaryota; Fungi; Ascomycota; Eurotiomycetes; Chaetothyriales; Trichomeriaceae
Gene: DAD1
Product: Dolichyl-diphosphooligosaccharide-protein glycosyltransferase subunit dad1
Exons: 2
Coding region: 1-243 (80 amino acids)
Source: RefSeq, a predicted model, not a curated record